Messenger RNA from Trypanosoma cruzi, 852 nucleotides. Its product is annotated as mucin-associated surface protein (MASP), putative. The transcript has a single exon. The record is from RefSeq and is a predicted model, not a curated record. The coding region runs from base 1 to 852 and encodes 283 amino acids. Lineage: Eukaryota; Euglenozoa; Kinetoplastea; Trypanosomatida; Trypanosomatidae.
AUGGCGAUGAUGAUGACUGGCCGUGUGCUGCUGGUGUGUGCCCUCUGCGUGCUGUGGUGCGGUGCCGGCGGAGGCGGAUGCACUGAGAAGUUGGCAGCUUCUGCCGAAAUAACCGUUGAUUCUGCGAGUGGUGGUGUUGUUCCCGACACUGCCACAAGUCAUACGGCGCCUGGUGGAGCAGGAGACGUUUCUGCAAAGGAAUUACAGUUGAACCCCGUUAAAGGAUCUGCAUCCGGGUCCCCGCCAUUGCAAGAUGCUUUAAAGCUUGAACCACUGACAGAGCAGCCACACUCCGACCAAGAAAAUACGGAUCCACCGCCACAUUCAAAAUCAUUCCAAGAAGAGCGGCGUGAUGGAACACCCGAGAAUUCGCCAGGGGAAUCGGGGGCUUUACCCAGUCAAGAGGACACGAAGCAUGCAUCAAUUGAAAGUCCAGAAAUUAAUAAUCCUCCACCCUAUUCCACUAACAACAAUACCGUCAGCCGUAAUAGUGAGGAGCGCACAGAAGAUAAUUCGGGGAGUACUGAAACUCUUGAUGCCGCACCGUCAGAAGAGGGGCAGGAGCGUGAAAAAGUCACUUCUUCCUUGGAACAACCUCGGGAAACUUCCACAGCCGCACCGACCGUUACCACUCAAACAACUUCCAUGACGCCGCCUAAAGACAGUGAAAGCAGAAGCGUCAAAAUGAGUGAUGCAUCACCCCAUUCAACAGUCACCGUCACUCAAACAAAUCAUACGGCGACGAUUACACAAAACAGUGACAGCAGCACCGCGGCCUCCCCCACCAUUUCCCCUCUUUUGCUUCUUCUUGUUGUUGCGUGUGCGGCUGCUGCUGCUGUGGUGGCCGCGUGA